Messenger RNA from Numida meleagris (helmeted guineafowl), 4245 nucleotides. It is a transcript of the gene SFT2D2, whose product is annotated as SFT2 domain containing 2. Gene Ontology annotation, biological process: vesicle-mediated transport. NCBI's taxonomy places the organism in Eukaryota, Metazoa, Chordata, Aves, Galliformes, Numididae. Bases 144 to 626 code for a protein of 160 amino acids. The transcript has 8 exons. Gene Ontology annotation, cellular component: membrane. The record is from RefSeq and is a predicted model, not a curated record.
GGACUACACCCCCCGGCAGGCCCCGCGUGGUCCCGGCCCUCCCGUACCUGCCGGGCGCAGGUAGCCGCGGCGGCGCGGUGCCUGCUGGGGCUCGUAGUUCCCGGCGCGGAGGGGAAGAGCCGUCCGGCCGCGUCGCGGGCGGAAUGGACAAGCUGAAGCGGGUGCUGAGCGGCCGGGACGCGGAGGAGCCCGGUGCUCUGUCGGAGGUUAUCGACGCAACUUCAUUGGGUUGGGGCACCCGAGUGAAAGGCUUCAUCGCGUGCUUUGCGUUGGGAUGCGUGUUCUCCGUCUUGGGUAGUUGUCUGCUCUGGGUACCAAGGAAAGGGCUGAUUCUCUUUGCGGCGUUUUACACGUUGGGGAACAUUGCAUCGAUUGGAAGCACUCUGUUUCUUAUGGGACCAAUGAAGCAAUUGAAAAGGAUGUUUGAGCCUACCCGAUUGAUCGCUACUAUUGUUAUGCUAUUGUGUCUCAUACUAACACUGUGUUCUGCUUUUUGGUGGCAUAAGGAAGGACUCGCGCUCCUUUUCUGUAUCUUACAGUUUUUUGCCUUGGCAUGGUACAGCAUUUCCUUCAUACCAUUUGCAAGGGAUGCUGUGAAGAAAUGUGUGUCUGUCUGUCUGUCCUGAGAGGAAAGCUGGAUGCGUCACAAAGUUCUAGGAAGCAUAGCAGAACUAUGUUAAGAUCACUGUGUAUGUAUUUUGCUACUUCUGUCCUAAACGUGUGCCUUUCGGCUGGUUGUUAGAGGCUCCUUGUGUUAAAUGCAGUGUAUGCAAUUGUGUGUUCUCGGUGCCCGUAGGGCAGAGUGCUCACGUGACCAAAUGAAGUUCAGACCCACAGAAGAGCUGGGCUGACACCCAGACUCGGUUAUGAUGAUGAUUUUCACAUAAAAUUAUUUGUUUUUGCAAAAUUAACAAAGUAACACGUGAAGUCCGUAAAAUGGAGACCUUGAUUCUGAUGGGACCAUGCCAGUCUAGAGGAUUCCUUUGUUGAAGAAGAAAUCUGUUGCUAGCUGAUUUCUUCCUGAGAACUCUUGUAGUGGCCUUACAUCACUUAAUCUUUGCACUGUUUACAUUGGAUAAUGGAAUAUUGGUGUUCUUUUUCUGCCUCUCUUGCAAAAUUUUAGGUUCAUGGUAUGUUCAAAAGGCUUAAUUCCAAAUGAAAGGGCUGUUUUAGAGUACUUAUGAAAUGCUUGAUUUUUUUUUUUUAAUGAAAGAAGUCAUUUUCAGUUUAAGUUGACAGUGUUUUCUUAAAAUACAUGGAAGGGACAUUUUUGUCUGCAAAGACUUGUUCCUGUAAGAGAAGCACUUGCAAAAUUAGGUUAAUCAAAUUUUUUAGUUGCCGGGAAUGAGUUCUUUGCCCUGUCUCCAGCUGAUGGCAAUAUGUACAAGCCAGGAAACCAGGUUAUCACUUGAAAUGAGUCCCCAGCUGUAGCACAGGAGCAAUGUGAAGCCGAGGGAAUGACUGGUAAGCUGCGGCAGAACUUGUUUAUGUCCUUUCUCAAAGGACAAAGUCCCUGUUGAUUAGGUGGAAGCGGGCUGGUGUUUAAGCAAGACCAGGGCAGGAAAAGACAUUUUCUUUUGAACAUGUGAAUAAAUUAAAACUUCAGCAUGUGUUUUUUGUAAGUGAAAUCAAUUUCAUUUCUCCUAAAACUCUCUUCUGCACUAGUGAAUUUCUUCUGCUCUGAGAAGGAAGUACAGCUUUCUAUUGUUUUGUUUUGUUUUAACCAAAGGAAUCAUGCAACAGUCUCGCUGCCAGCUUCAUACACUGAGUGGUCAGUAUCCAGAUUCCAAGGCCAUUGUCCAUUCUUUUAAUCUUCUGAGCUAUGUAUAAUCAUUUACUCCCAAACCAUUCAGGAGUCACUUGUUUAAUACCUGAAUGCAGGUUCCUGCUUCUGCUGUGUUGGAUACUGUUUAACUGUUCUUGCCUUUCCUAUUAGCAAGCUGUCUUGCUGGAACUGAUGGCUGUGAAGGUCAUUAUCAAGUGAACUUUAAUAUGAUCUGAAUCUCCUUUCCUCAUCUACAUAGAAUUUAGCCAUCUAACUGCAUUGUAUUUGCAUAACAAGCAUGUCCUUGACUUGCGCCACAAAGACUUUGGUGCAGCAAAAGCCUGGGUCUGUUCAGUGAUAAAGUACAAGCCCACAGUGAAGCAGAAUAAUUCUGUGGUUCCCAGAAAGUUGUUAGAAGCAGAAUUAACUCUAAACAUUAAGUGUCCUUCUGAUAAUUUAUAAAACACAGUAACAACUCCCCGUGAGGAUCCUCUCUAAAAACAAAAAGGUAUGUUUUGAGGAUGGUAUAAAAGGGGAACUUCAACAGGCUUUCUCUGUUUUCCAGCUGGCUAGAGGUACUCUUACAAAGCCAUUUGAACAGAAAAUGCCUUCUUGAAAAUGUGGCAUGUUGGGAUGAAUCAGUUCUCUGGGAUGACUUUCUCAAGUGCUAUUUCCCACUGCUUUUUUUUUUUUCUUUCCACAGGAUUUGGAAGUUAGUGUUGAAAUCACUAGAUUGGCUAUUACUUUUUUUUUAAAUAAAGAAUUAGUUAAAGGCCCAAGAGAGACUGAGAAUUAAAGAAUACCUAUGCAUUUUUUUUUCCCUGACUCUAUCUAAAUGGAUGUAAGACUUUUUUUUUUUUGAUGAGGGAGUAGGUUCAAAACUUAAUGUACAUCUGCCAAAGGGCCCAUUUUAGUCUUUUAUUAGGGCUUGGAUAAUAUGUACAGAAUUCCUUUGUAAAAGACCAGUUGAAAUACAACUCUAAUACCUUUCACAUCCCAGUGUUUGCUUAGUUUUAAUAUCUCUGGGUGUUUCCGGAGAACUCUACAAGUAUAGUGUAUGGUAUUUUUCCUUCCUCUAUCUGGGAAAGUUCUGUUAAUUUGUAUAAUCAUUCCAGGCCUAUCAGCCGUUCACAUAAUGGAAUUUUACUUCUGUGUUUCUUUCUUUUUUUUUUUUUAUUGUUCAGAUUAGCAAGAGAAAAAGCCUUCUGCUUACUUCUUGACUAGCUUUUGCAGGGCUGUAGUACCAUGACUCUCUAGCAUUUUCAUUGUAAAAACACCAGAUUCAGGUAUGUUGCAUACUGCUUUUUCAGCUUGUGUAUUACAGCUAAGUGGGACCUUUUAGUGUUGUGAGCACAGCCACUUAAAAGUAGGAAAUUUAGACUCUGGAACUGUUUCUUUCUCUGUCAAGAGAUGGUAAACUUGAAUGGAUUCACGCACACCUGUUUAAAGCUGUAAUUCUGGUUCCAUAGCCACGUUUGAUUCAGUAAUAGAGAUGAACAAAGGUUUAUUUGACUGCAUAGCACACAAGGCUUAACAAUAGUGCCCAUAAGGGGAGGGACCUCAAAAGGAGAUGGAAAAGACAUAGGUGAUCACCGUAUUGCCACUAGGAUUUAUGUUGCCUUCUGGUGUUGUAUUCUGUUCUUGUGAAGGUCAGGUGGUAACAGAGAUUCACUGUAUUCUUGCCAAUAUGUGAAAACUACUCAGGGUUUGUCACUUCAUCUACAAGCAGUUUUGAUUUAAAGAUAGUUCCUCUCUAUCAUAGCAAAACACUGUAGAUUCUUACAUAUGCAGUUGUAUACAGGCUAUUGCCAAGUUUAGCAUUGGAAGAUUCUUCUAUCUUGUUGUUAAAAUGAUGUAUAUGAUUGAGAGGUAAACUAAUAUAUGAGCAUCCCCUCUUGACCGGUUUCAAUCUGAAUUAGAUUAUACCAUUUUUGUCAUUAAGACUUCUGUAUGUUUAGAGGUGAUUUCAUCAGCUUUGGUUAUCUGCUUACUAGGAAGCAUGGUGGACUUUUUUAAAGCCCUCUAGCUUUCUAUCAUAAUGUCCUUCAAGGCAGGAAUGUUUGCCGUGUGCACUCUAGUUCAGAGAGAGAUUUGUGUUUUAAAUCAUCAGGCUCCUUCCUUAAUAAAGGCCUUGCUCAGUUGCCUACAGCACUUAACUCAAGGCUGACUUCCUAAAGAAAAUUUCAUGAUGUUGGGUGCCCAUCUCGGUAGAGUUUGGUGUUCUGCCAGAAAGUGCUUCUUGAAAGCCUCACUGUUGGUCAACUUGCCCAUUCGCUUUGGGUUUGUGUUUUUUUUUUGUUUUUGUUUUUGUUUUUUUGUUUGUUUGUUUGUUUUUGCAGUACUCGUAACUGUAACCAAGCAGCCUUAGCAUGAAAUGUGCCUAUCUGGGAUCAGCUGACUUUCCAGAUACAGUAGAAAUGGAAGUCUCGGUGAUGAUGGGUGUUAGUUCCCAUAUCACUGAGAUUUUGAACAUGAAAACA